This is a messenger RNA of Trichomonas vaginalis G3, 6501 nucleotides long. Its product is annotated as ubiquitinyl hydrolase protein. The transcript has a single exon. Lineage: Eukaryota; Parabasalia; Trichomonadida; Trichomonadidae. The coding region runs from base 1 to 6501 and encodes 2166 amino acids. Gene Ontology annotation, biological process: regulation of protein stability; protein deubiquitination. Gene Ontology annotation, molecular function: protein binding; cysteine-type endopeptidase activity; cysteine-type deubiquitinase activity. Gene Ontology annotation, cellular component: nucleus; cytosol. The record is from RefSeq and is a predicted model, not a curated record.
AUGAAUACACUUGAUGAUUAUAAGCUUUGGGAAUCAAAUUUAUUGGUAAAUCUUAAACUUUUUAACAAGGAAUCAAAAGAAAUUCAGCUUUUUCUUAAUUUUUUAACGCAAUAUUCCGAAAAUGGAAUUAUUUCAAACUUUAAUUCUCAAUUUAUUCCAGCAACAGUUCAUAACUUUUUAUCUACUAUUCUUUCACUUCAACCUACAGACUUUGCAUCCAAGAGUGUCGUUCAAAAACUAUUAAAUGAAAUCAUAUCUUUACUUACAAUUGCAAUUACCAACAAUCAUUUUGAAUUCGCAACAACAUUGCAUCGAUUGUUUGAUUCAAAGGCUGUUUUAUAUCGUAAUUCCAAUACAAAUUCUACCACUUCACAAUUUCUUCAAGCGAUUACGAAUAAUUACUUAAAAUCUAACUCGUUUACUACUCUUUUAGCCAAGAUAAAUGAUGAAACUCAAGUUCCAAACAUUAAUCAAUUAUACGCUUUUCUCUCCGUUUUAUUUGAAAUUCAUAAAUGGUUUGAUAUGGUUUACCUUUCUAAAUUUAUAUCAAAGAUUUCGAAUUCUCUCGGAAAAUUCUAUAAAUCGUUUGAUUCAAACUCAAUUCGUUCAUUAGAUAAUGAUUUAUUACAAAAUGUAAUGCAUCUAUCAAUCUAUUUAUCUUCUUUGGAUGAGUGCUUUAAAGAAGUUUGCGUUAAUACUCUUGAUUUCGCAAUAAUUUUACUUCAAGUCGAUAUUUUGGAUAAACAGUUGAUUGGUGCCAAAAUAAUUUCCUUCGGAAUUAACGAUUUAGCGGAAACAGAAGAAGAAACUCUCAACGAAUGGUUUGAUAAAUCAAAUAUUUUUAAUAUAUUCUUAAAAAGGAGCUACCAUGAAUCAGUAAUAAAUAAAUUCUUCAAGAUCUAUAACAUUGCAGCUCUCAACGGAAAGAUAAACCAAGAUAUUUUAUAUAAAACUCUAAUUAAAUCUGCAAAUUCCUCACAAACGCAAAGAAAAGAGUAUUUUAGUUGUAUACUUCAAUGUUUUGCUUCUAAAACUGAUGAAAUUCAGAAUUUUGUUGCAUAUUCUUCCACAACAGAUAAAUCAGAAUUUCUUUUUGACUUCAUGGGUUUCGUCUCCAUUUUCUGUUCAAUGCAGUACCAAAUGCAGUCCAAGCAAGCAAUUGAUUUCCUUGUCAACGGUUUGACAGAUGAAAAAUUCAUAAAACUCUCAAUUCAAAAAAUCCUGGAAUUUCUGAAGUACAAAAUUUCAAUGUCUCUGAUUCAGGCACUUUUUGAUGGUUUGUCAAAUCUUCUGAAACCAAAAGUUGACAACAGAAUCAUUGAGUUAUUGGAAAACGUAUUGAAAUCAAUCGACAUGGAAGAAGAAAACGAAAUUUUGAGGAUUGAUGUUUCAUUUGCCGACAAAAUCACCCAAGUCAUUGAUUCAGGCGAAAACAAUCGUCAAAUUCUUUUCAACAUUUUAUUUUUGUUAGUUACUAAAUUCAAGAAGAAAAUGACAAGGAGUCAAAUCGAAAUUUUGUUUAAGAAAGAAGACAAUUACUUAUUAGAUUUCCUCAGUUCUUCCUUGAAAUUGCAGCAAUUUGACUUCUUGUUCCCUUCAGCCAUCGAAUUAUUAUACAACAAAAUAGAUGAAUACGAUUUCGUCAACGCCAAUCAAUCGUUUUCCAGAUUGAUCUGUUCAUUUGAGUUAUCAAACGAAUGGCAAAACAACAGAGUUGUUGAAGCAAACUCAAAAUCAUCUCCUACAAAGAAAAUUCCGAGAUACGCUCCAAUCUCUCUGAAAUCAGAGUUCCCAAUGACAUUGAGAUUGUUACAAGUCUGUAAAAACGAGGAAUCAACAAAAAUUGCGUCUACAUUUUUGAUCGAAUUCGCAGAACAGAGUAAAUCGAAUUUCGGAAUUGACGGAUUUAUUUUCAUUUUGAAGCUUUUGAAGAAUAUUUUGACUUUCGGAACAGACGAAGCCAAAAUCAGAGCCAUCAAAAUAAUCCUUGAAUUACUUCCGAAAUUCGAAAUCGAUGUAACCUUGGAAGAUGUUGGAAUCAAAAGGCAUCAUCCGAGAUUCGAAACAGAUUUGAUUACUGCGAAGAUUUAUGCCAGAGAAAACUAUUUCGAUAUGAAAGUUAAUCCGAAUAUAACUGUUCAAUCUCUUCUGGCAAAAAUUGCAGCAAAAAUCGGUUGCAACAAAGAUGACAUUUCAUUAUUCUAUGAAGGAAAGAACCUUGGAAGGCCAUAUACUUUAUCUCAGUAUGGAAUUCUUUCGAAUACGAAAUUCAACAUCAUAGAAAACAAAAGGAAAAUAAGAAUGCAGAAAUUCCCUAAAAAUAGUUUACCUUCUGUUGCAAUAUGUGAUUCAGGAAUUUGUGAUUUGUUAUUUGGAUAUCUUGAAAAAGACAAUGAAAAACUAAUUGACACUGCUUUAGUUCUUCUUAACCAAAUUCCCACUGCUCAAAAAGCUUUGGAUCUUUGCUAUGAACCAAAUAUUUUGGAAAUAAUUGUGAAAUCAAAAACAUGGCAAAACCAGAAAUAUUUAUUAGAGAGUUUGGACGAAUCUCUUGAUUAUGGGGAUGAUUACGAAGAAGAAGAUACAACAUUCAGCAAUGAUUAUGAUCUAAUUAUUUCUUUAAUUAAUAAGAAAAUCGAUAUCAGAGCAGCUCCUCCUGCUUUAAUGAUUUUAUCAGAUUUGGAUUCACCUCAUAUUAUUAAGUUCUUUGCUGAUUAUUUCAAUAUUGCUUUGCAAGUUUUCUUGAAUGCAAGGACUGAUACUGAGAUUGAAAGCGCAAUUUGUUCUUUCUCAAGAUUGCAAGAGAUUGACAACGAGAAGUUUGCUGAUUUACUAUUCACAUCUGAUCUAAAGGUGUUUGAGUUCACAGAGAUAAUGUUCAAAGUCCUUAUAUCAUUGAUUAACAAAAUGGUUGACAAAACAAAAGCUUUCGAUUAUUUGUCAAAAUUUGUCAAUGAAAUUGAAUUUCAUGAGAAAUUAUCUGACAUAUUCUUCGAAUGCUUAUGUCAUGCACUUUCGGAAGAAUCAGAUGUGCAAAAGCUGAUGCCGAAACUUAAAGAAUUACUUCAUAGAACAACACAAGGAACAUUAUUUGUUGGAAUUGUCACGUUUUUGGCAAAAGUUUCUGAAUUCCAACCAAUGGUCAUUGAUGAAGAGAUAUCGCAGAUCAUAAUACCAAGAAUAAUUAGAGAGCAAAAUGAAACAAUUCAGAAUUAUUUGAUCAAAAUCAUUUCAAUCGCUGUUGUUACAUUUCCAAAUGUCAAACAAAUGGCAUUGAAUGUUUUGGGAGAAUGUUUAAGCAAGCCAAGCACAACAUUCGGAUUCACAUCAAUGGAAUUUGAUUACAAAGACGAAGAUAAGAUGUGCGGACUUAAAAACUUAGGAGCAACAUGUUAUUUGAAUUCCAUUUUGCAAAUUUUGUUUUCGGAUUUCACUUUUAGAUCUGAAUUACUCAAAUUAAAGAAUGUUGACAAACCAUGGAUGAAAGAUUUGCAAGUUUUGUUCAGCAGCAUGCAAUUAUCAAAUAAUCCAAUCCAAUCAACAAGCACCUUCUGUAAAUCCUUCAAAAUCAAUCCAGCAGAGCAACAAGAUGCUGUUGAAUUAUACCAGAACUUACUUGAUAGUUUGCCGAAAAACGUAUGCCAGAAAUUCAUUGGAAAACUCACAAAUACUUUCGAAGGAAUCAAUGAAACAUUUACAGCUGAGAACAAAGAAGAUUUCUUCUCUAUUUGCUUGGAUGUAAAAGGUUUCGAUUGCUUGGAAGACUCCUUUGAAAGUUUCAUUUCUUCACAGUUUUUGACAGGAGAUGAUCAAUAUUAUGCCGAAAGUUUAGGACAUAAAAUUGAUGUUAAAAAGUUUGUUAGGAUAUCAGAACCUCCUGAGCAUUUGUUCAUCCAACUAAAGCGCUUUGAAUACAACUUGGAUACUUAUGAAAGAUACAAAGUCAAUGAUAGAUUCGAAUUUCCACUUGAAAUUGACAUUUCAAGGUUCACGACAUCACCAAAUAUCAGCCAAAACUAUAAACUAACACAUGUUUUAUUACAUGAUGGUGAAUGUGAAUUGGGUCAUUAUUAUUCAUUGAUUUUGAUCGAAGGAAAAUGGAUUUUGUUCAAUGAUAAAACAGUUGGAGAAUUUCCAAAGGAAUGUUUUGAAGCUGAAUGCUUUGGAAGUGAAGAUUCUGCUGAUGCAAAUUACUAUUCUCCUUCUGCUUAUUGCUUGAUCUACACGAAGAAUGAUAUUCCUCAUAAAUACUCAGAAGACAAUUCGGAAAUUUCAGAAUUGAUUGAUCAAGACAUCAAGAAAGAAAUUGAAGAAGAAAAUGACACAUUUUGCAGAUACGAAUCUACAUAUACAAACUCCUUCUUGAAUUUCAUUCUUUGGCUGAACGAAGAGAAGAUUCUUUUGGACUAUUUCUUCAAUGUUUAUGCCCAUUCAAAUCUUGUUGAAAGCAAACGAAAAAUGUAUAAUUCUCUGCUGAAUUAUAAACAACAGAUUAUUUCAAGAUUUGCUCAUGAAAAAGAACAUCUCUUGAAUAUUUUGCUUCAUGCAAAUGACCAAAUCAUCUCUUUGAUUUGCGAAUUAAUCACAAGUAAAGUGCAAAUCGAAAACAAAGAUGAUUUCAUUGUUAUUGCUGAAUCUUUUGCUGCUUCUCUUAAGCAAAACUUCAACAAAAACAAUCAAGUAUUGAGCGUCAAAGCUAAAGCACUUCAUUAUUUGUGCAAAGAUAUUAGUUUAUCAAGGACAUUGAUCGAAAACAUAAUGAACGCAUUAUUUGUUUUAGGAAGAGAUCCACAGAUUGAUCAAAUGGCUUUGUUGAGUAUUUUCAAAGAACACGUUCAUGAAUUAACUGAAAUGGAUUACUCCAAUCUCUUAGCUGCUGCUCCAAAUUUGUUGAUAUCUAUAAAUGGAACUUCAUUAAUGGCUGUUUUCGUUACUGCGGCAAAAGAGAAACUUAUUGACCUAAUAACAGUUCUCAAAACAAUUCUUUCUUCUGCUGAUGAAUCAUAUAGUGUUUUCCUAUUCAAUGCAUCAGUUGGAUUCAUUCCUGUUGCUCUUCUAAUUGAAGUUUUCAAGGAAUGCGGUGUAACUAAUUUAACAAUUGCCAAAACUUUGAAUUUGGCUCUUCUCAGAGGAAACAUUAUGUUACAAGCCAAAGCAAUUUUAUUCGAUUUGUUACUUGAUGAAAACGAAUUAACAAGAAAAUAUGCAGAAAAAUUUGUAAAAGGAUGUUUCCCUGGAGAAAUCAAUGAAAAGACAGCUGAAGAGAUUCUCAAUGGAAUACCUGCAAUCAAGAAUGAUUUCUACGAUGACAUUGACGAUGAUUCUGAUGAUGACUUGGAAAUGAUUAAUUAUGAUGACAUCGACAUCAACAACUUCAUUGAACAAAUAACAGAAUUUUUGAAUACUGUAGAUAUUAUUAAAUAUGACACUGGAUUUAGAUUGACAAGUCUUGGAAGAACACUUCAGAGAGUUAUUGUGAGACAAAAUACAAAGGAAUUGGCAUCCGCUUUACUUAAAUUAGUUGAAAAAUUAGGUAAAAGUGAUGCAAACAAAUUAGAAUUCUUGAGGGCAUUAGAACUCUGCGAUGAGAUGAAUCUCAAAGCUGUUGUCGAUGAAGAUUUCAUUGAGAACUUUGUCAACACAAUCUUCCCAAUUAACUUCGAUAAUGUUGAAAGCGGAUGCACUCUUUUCAACAGCUCUUUCGUUAUUUUGAAGAAGAUUAGUCAAAGUAUUGACAGUUUCAUGAUUCUUAUUAUGCUUCCUGAUUUCUUCGAAUCAAUGGUUUCUUUCAUCGAAUUCUGCGAAUACAAUAUGAGUCUAGAUUUUGUUGCAUUCGUGAUUUCUCAUGAAGAACUCUGCCAAAGUAUUGUUUCUGUCAUCAAUGACAACGAUCGAGUUGUUUCUACAUCCAAAUCGAAUCUCCUUGCAAUUUUGUUCAAUUUGAAGACCGAUGAAGAGACAGAAAUAAAGGAAUACUUAGUUGCAGUUGCCAUAGAAGGAGGCUUGAUAGCAUUAUCGGAUAGUUUCAUGUCGGAUGACAGUGAUUUGCAAAGCACUUUCCAGAUUCAUAUUUGCGAAAUGAUACAAGACGUUUCUUUUAAAUUCAAGCACAGCGACAUACAUUCACAGUUUAUAAGCGAUGUUGUCACUAAAACAAUUAGUGCUGAUGCUUCCUUUGUUAGUCCAAAUAUUUCAAAGAUGAUUAAUUCGAUUUUGUCAGAGAAAUCUGCACAACACUUAAUUAGAAUGUUCGAAAUGAUUAAAACAGGAAAUGUUCCAAUUGCUACUCUCUGCAUGAUACUUCCGGCCAUGGCUUAUGCGAACAGUUUCAAGGACAACAAGCAAAAAGUCUUGGAACUUAUUGAGGUUGCGAAGAAGGCAGUAGUCGAACAAGAUGAAAGCCCAUCUUCUCUUGUUUCAUUGUUCUUAGAAUUGAACCUGAAAGAUGAAGAUGUUUUGCACAGUCUCAAAGAAUUAAUGCAAUUGGUCACUGAUUGCUAA